CGAAGUGAAUGUUGGUCGUCGUCGUCGUCGUCUCGUCGUCGUCCUUUUUCCAUGCCCCGCCGAGAAGAACAAAAAUAAUUACAAAAAUCAGAAUUCUUCUUCUUCUUGCUUUUUGUACUUUUCCUGACUAAAAUUAACAAUUUAACUUUUUAAUCCAGUUUAAUCAUCCAUGGUUCGCGGUGCUAUUAACUUUUGUCGGUUACUACUUUUAUGGCACGUGUGACUAAUAUUGUUAUUAUUCGAUUAACUCGCGUGUCCUCAGUGUUUGUUGUGUUGUAAUUAACGACUUGUUUGUUGACACUACUCACGUAUGCUUAGUAAAUAAUAAUCGUAAUAAUAAAGUGCAUUAUUAAUAUUUGUUGAUAACUAAUUAUUCGUGACCUUGAAGAAAAAAGACAUUUGAAUUAAUAAAUAGAUUAUUUAUUUAAUUACCAGAGGCCUUUUGCUAGAAAAAAACGUGGUGGUCAUCCAACUUAGGGAAGAUAUUGACCGGUUCGUUAUCUUAGCGGAUGCAUCCUGUGUGGACCAUUUUUCAAAAGACGGAAACAAAGUGAUAAGACAUUAUCCCAGGGGAGGAAUAACAACACAAUUUGAAGACAAGGAGGAAAAAUUACUCGAGACAUUCAAGAAAACAAAAACUUGGCCUUUUCCGGUUUUAACUAAAACUAUAUCGACUCACUACUCUCAGCCUUAGCGUCAAAUCAACAAAGAAGAAUAUACUCAAAUUCACUCAAUUUAAGAAAGGAUCCGUCCAUUUCCUUCAUAAUAAAGUCUCAUCGCACUCAUUGAUCCAACUAAAGCCUUGUACCAACUCCGUCCUAAAUAUUACUUGUACUUUAUCAUCAAAGACAUCAAUAUUUCACCGAAAUAAUAAAGUUACUUCACUUUCGGGCUAAUUUCCAGACGACAUUUUAACACUGGACUGAACAGAGAGAGGGAAGCAAUCUUGCUCAUAAAAUAGUGGAGAAAGCAUCAAAAGAGACAGCUUGCAGGCAGGCAAAACCGAGUUAAUAAGGGGAACUAACUUGUCCCAGACUGAUUUGCCUGCUCCAUCGCUACUACAGGGAGAAAACUCAAGAAAUGUGAAAUAGGUGUACAGAAGACAGACUGCAAACACUUAUAAUCUUGAAAAUUCCCGAGGGACCGCUCUCAAAAAAUUGUACCAGCAGCAGCCUCCUCGUCUAUAUGGAUCUACUCGAAUAAAAACCCGGCAAGAUCUGUAUCUAUUUCGUUCAAGAUCCUGCCGAAGAAAGAGAGCAAUCUCACUUCACUUCUUGUGUAAGAAGAAGGACAAAAAAGAAUCUGUAACGAAUGAAACGACCAAUGGACGAAAUUAACAUUUAAGAAAUUGAAAAAUCAAGAUUUAGCGGAAAGAUAUGGAUUAUGGAUGGCAAGCAAAGUGUAUGAGAAGAUGACGGAACCAAUGCUGCCAGCCACAGUUACGAUCUCUCCCUGUCCGCGUGAAGAAGGGUGAGAAGACUUGUUUCCUCCUUGACUCUGUCGACGACGUCUUUAACAAAUCUUUGAAAACUUUUGCCAGUCAGUCCGAGAGAAAUCUUUGUGAGUGGUGUUUCUAUACCCCUCGCAUCGCAACGCAACAUCCAUCCGUCUUCCAACCCGACUAACUAACUUUGCACUUAUUAAACAUUGCUAAAUAAGUCCUCCUCCUGUCCCCACAAUCUUCUUACAAAAACCUCCUCUACUAAUAAAGACGGCACUUUAAAAUAAUAAUUAAUAAAUAGGAUCAGAUAUUAAAAACCAUAUACGACGUUAUCAAACGACAUUUUUUUCCAAAACGAGAAAUCAUUCAUUUUCUGUGUUCUUCACCAUAAGUGCCUUAAUUAAUUAAUUAAUUACUUGUUUCGAAUACAAAAAUAGUAACAACAAUCCAGUCAAAAAGUGAGAUAAAUAAUCGCCCUGAAAAAAGAAAAAAUCUAAAAAUUCUCACUCACUCAGUCUCUUUAUCUAUGUGCCAAAAGCGAGUCUAGCCCCAAAAAAUGAAAAUGAGUGACGGACUUGGUGUCACCCUAGUAAACUCUCAACCCGUCAGCGUGGUCCCGUCAGCUGUGGCGACGAUGACCACGAUGAAUAAUAUCAGUGCGAGUGCCCUUAACUGCAACAGUUUGUCACCCACGAGCAUGGCGAAUUUGGCCACGGUGGUCAACAACCAUGUCAACGCGACCAACAUGAACAACGUAACCACCAACGGUGCCAAUCAUCACCACUUAAAUAACAUCAAUAUGAAUAUCAACAUGAAUAAUAGCCAGCAGAAUACGCAGAAUAUGGCCGAUUAUUUGGCCCAGCUCAUCAAGGAUAAGAAACAACUCGCAAUCUUCCCAAAUUUGUUUAUGCAUUUGGAUAGAGUGCUCGAUGAAGAAAUCGCCCGCGUUCGAGGGAACUUGUUUCACCUGUCUGGCACCAAAGUAGAGCCUUUAGAACUGCCCGAACCCGUCGGACCAGUUGUCACCUCAUCAGAGAAAGUUUACGUUCCUGUCAAAGAGCAUCCAGACUUCAACUUUGUGGGGAGGAUACUUGGGCCCAGAGGAAUGACGGCAAAGCAGCUCGAGCAGGAGACGGGAUGCAAAAUCAUGGUACGAGGAAAGGGUUCCAUGAGAGAUAAAAAGAAGGAAGAGGUGAACAGAGGCAAACCCAAUUGGGAACAUUUAAAUGACGAGCUACACGUCCUGAUCACCGUGGAGGAUACGGAGAACCGGGCCAAAGUCAAGCUGCAACGGGCAGUAGACGAAGUGAAAAAGUUGUUGAUACCUGCCGAGGGUGAAGACGAGCUGAAGAAGAGGCAGCUUAUGGAGCUGGCGAUAAUCAACGGAACGUACAGAGACUCGAAAGAGAGUCGCGAUUCGCGCAACCAGGCCGCCGUGUCCGCCGCCGCGGCGCAAUUAGUCUCUCCACAACAAGUGCCAUUAUCUGCUUUAAGAGCAGCGUCGACGCCCUUAGGUUUUUAUGGUUUUUUGAAACACAAAAAUAUGAUGGAAUCUUUGCACUCUUCGCCGUACUUGGGACAACUGGAGCAGCAGACUCAUCUCUUAAAUUUUGAUGCUACAGGUGCACCGUUGAUAAUCUCACCGCAUCGCCUGAGCAAUGGCCUGAAUGCCGCCGCAGCCGCAGCCGCAGCUUCCGGACAUCCGCAGCUCAUGGCGCAACAUGGAGACUCGCUCCUUUAUGCAGCUUCGCCUUAUACGACCGCAGACUACGCCACGUAUCUCCAGUUAGCAGAGUAUCCCCCAGAACACGUGGGUAAGAUGAGUGGCGUGCGACGACUGACGGGGCUCAGAGAUCAGAUGCAUCCGUAUCUCCCAAAAACGGAUCCUUCCGCUUCUCUCCUUCACUAACAACAAACCAACUACCACUAUAGCAGGUGGGUGGGAGGAGCACAAACAGUUGGAACUCUAAUCUAACCCAAUUGUCAAUGCCAAUGUCAAUGCAAAUCAAACCAAACCAACUUGAACUCUGUCAAAAAAAAAUCUCCUCCAAAUCUCUCAAAAAACUGACAACCAAAAAAAAAAUAAUCAGACUACUACUACCGAAUCACACUACUAUUGACCACCUACCACUUCUGCUCUGAUCUGAAAUUGAACUUCAUUCAUCCUCCUCCUCCUCAAAAAAUGUACUACCAUUGACUACUACUCACCUCCUGAAACUGAUCUGAAACUCUAUUUGAUUGAAGCAACAUAUUUAACAUGACAAAGGUGUCGAUUCGAUAUCAACUUAUCAAUAUAAAAGCGAUGCAAUAAUAACAAUGCCUCACAUUCGUGUCGUUCGUAUAUAUCGUUUAUUUAUUAUACUGGUUGGUUGAUUGGUUGGUGGUGCGUACGGAUCGUUUGUAAUCAAUUAAGCUAAAAAAAUACCUUGCUAAACACUAAAUAGAAUGAAUCUCUCUCAUGGGUAAUACGUAUGUAAUUUGUACACACUAAAUACUACACCUGUCUGUAUUUCAUCAGAAAUAUCUAACAAUUUUUCUUGGCUAAUAUCUUCCCGGACUUUGUAAACCCGUAAUUAUUACGUAAUUAAUUAUGCUUUCUUUUUUUUGUUAUGCAUUUGUUUUGUCCUUAAAUAUUUUAAUGCUGUAGUUUUUUGUACUAAAUUUGACACCCUUUUUUACAAAUGUUAGCGUCGAAGCGGAAUCGAUUCGUAUUUAUAAUUAUGCUGGUCAAGUGAGUCACACCCACUCAUCGUACGUACGUAUUUACAUACACGCCCAUCCAACCAAACUUUCACCAGAAAAGUAUAAUAUACAAGGUAGGACAUGAAACUCGCAUUAAUUAUAUGUAACAUUUUUGCGUUCAAAAAUAUUGAAAUUUCUCUACCGUUUGGACUUGAAAUGAGAUUUUUUGAAAGUGCAAAAAUUAAAUUCUUGUAACUCUUAUAUAAAAAUUGGUUAUUUAUGUACACGACAUGCACAAACAUUGCAAUUUACUACUAAUUUUGGUUAGUAUUCCAACACAAACAAAAUGCAAUAUGUAUAACACAAUCGGAACGAAAGGUUGUAUUUUAGUCACUUGAAUGCCAAUCACUUUACUUAAUAUUUUAAAUUCAAUCAGCAUAAUAACAGGAAUGCAAUGCUGCAUGCAGUCCAUCAAAAUGUAAGAGCAGCUAUUACACGGUUGUUUAUUAUUAUGUAUUAAUACCUGUUUUUUGUAGCUGCAUAAAAAAAUAAAGCUGCAAUGCAAUAAUAUAAUUUUAUUAUUUAGAAACUAAUUUGUCUUACUUAAAAAACUUGCUUUAUUGAAAAAAACCUGUAGAAAUGUCAAAGUUUUUAAUAAUUUCCUAGUGCCUAGCGUACUUGUAAUACAUACAUAUUAAAAGUAUUAAAAACUCUUAUAUAUGAAACGGUAGCCUUAUUAAUUAAUUAAUUAAUAAUUAUAAUUAUCAUAAUAUUAUUGACCUAAAUUAAAUAUGUAGACUUUAGUUAUGUAGUUAGUUAAUUCUGUUGUUUGUUAAAAAAAACGUACUUAAAAUUCUUUGGUUAUUUGAUAAGUGUAUUUAGUAUAACAAAGAACAGUUCGGUGAUGCUUGUUGCCAUUUAUUAUAGCACGGAUGACGUUACUCCGUCGCCAAUUUCAGUUGGUUAGAUGGAUCGUCUCUUGCAUAAAACAUUAAUUAAUUAAUUAUUACAUUACAACACCUUCUUAAACAAAUAUGUUAAACCGCCUGAGUAGCCUUAUUACAACUGAAAUGUGUUAUUAUAUGUCUGGAUUUAAAUCACAAAGUCUCCAUCAAAUCAUCAUCUCACUCUUUAAUUGUUGUCGUGUUACUUUGUCGUCAAUGCAGUGCCAGGAAAAGAUUGAAAAAACGCAUAUUAUUAUUAUUAUUACUGUGAAAAUGUCUCUUGGAUGUUAUAUAAUAUAGCCAUGUUCAUCUAGUUUGUGUAUUUUGUGUGUCAUUAUUACUUGGGUAGAAAAGAAAGAGAUGCCUUAUAUUACUUACUUACUUGUUAAUUUACUAACUUAUCAUGAAAUGAAAACUAAAAAACAAACACUUUGUUGUUCUGCGUAAUAAUCAUGUGCCUAUAUAUUGUCGUGAAAAAACUGUCGUACUUUACUUCUGGUCGGUAUACUCGUACUCUUGUUUAAAAACUCUUUAAUAUUUAAUUAGUGGUCUGAUAGGCCAGAAGAACCUCUCGAGAAAUUGAUUCAGGACAGGUCACGGUGCAGGUAAAAACAGCAGCAGAAGCGAUUAAUCAGACAGAGAUAUGUGCUAACAUCAUGAUUGCAAAAUUAGGGGGUGGUUUUGGUGGUGCCUAAAAUUUUCAUGAAAAGCACUUUCACCAAUAAAAUAAAUUAGAUGGAUAGAAGUGCAUGCAAAGCAAAACCAAUAAUUAGCAGGAGAGCAGAGGGGUCUCUCUCUCUCUACUCAAUAAUUAACAACGAGAUCACUAAUUACCACAAAAAGUUAUUUAUCGUCUCGUUACAUAAUUUUAUGUUAAGAUCUUGGGAAAAAUUAUCGAGUCUCUAAUUUGAUUCUCAUACAUACAAAAUCCGUAAAAACGAAACCGUGCCUUUACCUUUUCUAGAGAGAGAGUUUGGUUGUCUAACUAAAUAAUAAGAAGGGAGACGAUGGCUUUAAUAAUACUUAAUUAAUUGACUCGAAUGAAAUAAUGACAGCUAAAUUGCUUCCUUUAAUUGCAAUACGGUGCAGCUAAAAUGUAGGAUAGAUGGAAAUGUUUCAUGAAAUAAUUAGUUAUAGAUUUGGACGUUUUAUUAGCAGCUAUUUAAAUAAGUCCCCACAAGUGCAAUGAAAAAGGCAAAAUCAGCCAGUCAACAAGUAAUAAGUAAAUAAUUCUUUAAAACAGUUUUGACACUCUUACUGCAAUUUAGGACUGAUAGAUAGAUUCGAUUCAAUAAGCAAUAAUAAAAAACGAACCAUUUAUUCAUACCAGACAAGACAAAAACGUUCGUUCGUAUUGAUUAAUAAAUGACUUAUCGAGAUUAUUAUCUUCUUUACCUUAUGGCAACGACAAUGACAUGAUGCAUUACUUAAUUGUAAGUAAUAUUUAAUAAUUAUAAACAUAAAUAUGUACGAAGGGUAAAAGUGUACUUCAACUUAUCCAGACGCAACUACACAUAUACAUAAAUCCAUACAUACUUUUAUCAGAAAUUAGCACAAUAUUUCAUGUAAAGUCAUGUGGUUUUGUUUUUUGGUAAAUUAUUCUUUUCCUUUCUUCAAGAAAUAUAUAAAUGGUCAUGAAAUGAAAUGAAAUAAAAUGGUCUGGUUUUGUUUUGAGUGGAUGAAAAAUGAAUUUCCUCAAAACUACAGCAGUUCAAAAAAUUUUAAUAAAACGGAAGUAUUUCUGUAAUUCAAUUUUUUCAUUGUCAAAUAUUAUUUUGAUUUUAAAGUAUACAACAAGUAUCACCAAUAAAUGAAGUAAAAUUAUGCAAUAUUAUAAUUAUUAUUCGAUUAUUAUUAUUUUGUUAGAGAUUAGUGUAAAAUUUGCAAUCACAAAAAAUAUCAAUAAGUAUUGCAAUACAUGUAACUGGCUUGUAUGGUAGAUGAUAAGAAUAAGUUAAGUGUUGUGUGGGUGGAUCUGUGUGAAAAUACGUGUCAUAUUUGAUGUCAUAUUUGCGAGUUAAUUUAUGUAUGUGAAGAAAGUCGAUCGAUAUCGAUAUAUUGAUACACACGUUGUUGUAAUUUAAACGUAAUUAUUAUAUGUGCCCUAUCGAAGAGGGAAUCUCAUUCUUGACAAUAGCCAUACUAUGAAAUAAACAAAAUGAUUUGAACAAAG
Molecule: messenger RNA, 7240 nt
Organism: Folsomia candida
Lineage: Eukaryota; Metazoa; Arthropoda; Collembola; Entomobryomorpha; Isotomidae
Product: protein held out wings
Exons: 13
Coding region: 1998-3350 (450 amino acids)
Biological process (GO): regulation of mRNA splicing, via spliceosome
Cellular component (GO): nucleus
Molecular function (GO): mRNA binding
Source: RefSeq, a predicted model, not a curated record